This is a messenger RNA of Fusarium mangiferae, 372 nucleotides long. RefSeq lists its product as uncharacterized. The coding region runs from base 1 to 372 and encodes 123 amino acids. Lineage: Eukaryota; Fungi; Ascomycota; Sordariomycetes; Hypocreales; Nectriaceae. The transcript is spliced from 4 exons. Gene Ontology annotation, biological process: mRNA splicing, via spliceosome; P-body assembly; spliceosomal snRNP assembly. Gene Ontology annotation, cellular component: U6 snRNP; spliceosomal tri-snRNP complex; P-body. Gene Ontology annotation, molecular function: U6 snRNA binding. The record is from RefSeq and is a predicted model, not a curated record.
AUGCUACCCCUCGGACUACUCAAUGCGGCCCAGGGCCACCCCAUGCUCGUUGAGCUGAAGAACGGCGAGACACUCAACGGACAUCUGGUUUCGUGCGAUACAUGGAUGAACCUCACACUCAAGGAGGUGGUACAGACAAGUCCGGAGGGCGAUCGAUUUGUCAGGUUACCAGAGGUCUAUGUCAAGGGAAACAAUAUCAAAUACCUGAGAGUACCCGACGAGAUCAUCGACCAGGUCAGCGAAUCACAGAAGGGCCAGCAGGGCGGCUUCCGAGGCGGAAGAGGGGGACAGUCAAGGGGAGAUCACAGCGGCCGUGCUGAUCGUGGACGCGGUCGUGGUGGAAGAGGCCGAGGCCGAGGUCGGGGUCAAUGA